AUGGGCUUCGAAUGUGGUGUGAGGAAGCCGUUGCAAUACCAUGUUGCUCGUCGUGACGAUUCUGUGGCCGAUAACUAUCAUGGCAUGACUAUUUCGGAUCCCUAUCGAUGGCUUGAAGAUCCUGAUUUAGAAGAGGUGAAAGAAUUUGUGGAAAGGCAGAAGAAAGUGACGGAAUCAGUGCUUGGGAAUUGCGAUUCCAGAGAAAGGCUUCGUGAGAGGCUCACCAAGUCAUUUGAUUACCCUCGUUAUGGAUGUCCGUUUCGGAAAGGGAAUAAGUAUUUUUAUUUCCAUAAUCCUGGCCUCCACCCUCAUCCAAUUCUCUAUUUGCAGGAGAGUUUGGAUGAAGAAGGGGGCGUUUUGUUGGAUCCAAAUGUACUAAGCCACGAUGGAGCUGUGGCGCUAAGAGGUUUUGAGGUUAGCCAUGAUGCAAGAUACUUGGCUUACGGUUUAAGCUCAAGCGGAAGCGACUGGUUGACCAUACAAGUUAUGAGUGUGGAUCAUAGAACCGUUGAGCCCGACAAACUUUCUUGGGUGAAAUUUUCAUGGAUAAGUUGGACUCACGACUCAAAGGGAUUUUUCUACUGUCGAUAUCCUGCUCCAAAGGAGACCGAAAAUAUGGAUGCCGGCACAGAAGUGAAUGUUAACCACAAUCAUCAACUUUACUAUCAUUUUUUAGGGUCAAAACAAUCCGAAGAUAUAUUAUGUUGGAAUAAUCUUGAAAACCCGACACAUAUUCUUGAAGCACGACUGGCGGAUGAUGGAAAGUAUCUACUCCUUAAUAUAUGUAAAGGUGCGGCACGCCUCAACAAAUUCUAUUGUUGUGAUCUAUCUACGUUACCUAAUGGUCUUGAAGGCCAUAGAGGCAAAGGGAAUCUCCCUUUCGUGAAGGUUAUCGAUAAUUUUGAGGCAUUUUAUGGAGCCAUUUCUAACGAUGACACAAUCUUUACGUUCUUGACUAACAAGAAUGCUCCAAGAUACAAGUUAGUUCGACUAGAUCUCAAAAACCCGAGUAUAUGGACUGAAAUCCUACGUGAAUCUGAAAAGGAUGUGAUUGAGUCGGUUUUACCAAUAAACAAAAACCAGAUGAUUGUGAGUUAUUUGAAGGAUUGCAAACAUGUUUUACAGAUACGCGACUUGGAAAGAGGUAACUUGUUGCAUACACUGCCCAUUGAUAUCGGUAGUGUUGACUACAUUAGCGCUAGGCGUGAAGACAAUGUGUUUUUCAUCAAGCUUAGUAGCUUCAUCACCCCGGGUAUGGUUUAUGAGUAUGAUUUGAAAGCUAGGGUUCCAAAAAUGAGGGUUUUACGCGAGAUUGUGGUUCAAGGAUUCAAUCAAGCUGCGUAUCAGGCUAAUCAGGUGUUUGUACGUAGUAAGGACGGAACACAUAUCCCGAUGUUUAUUGUCGCUAGAAAGGACAUAGUUUUGGAUGGAUCGCACCCUUGUUUGUUGUAUGGAUAUGGUGGAUAUGGUGUUAGUUUAACGCCAUCGUUUGACAUUACUCGUGUUGUUUUGGCACGAUAUUUAGGUGUCGUAUUUUGUGUAGCAAAUAUCCGUGGUGGUGGAGAGUAUGGCGAAGAAUGGCACCAAGCGGGUUCCCUUGCAAACAAGCAAAAUAGCUUCGAUGACUUCAUUUCAACUGCGGAGUACCUUGUUUCAACCGGUUACACCAACCCUAGCAAGUUAUGCAUCGAAGGUGGAAGCAAUGGCGGCACCCUCAUUGGUGCUUGCCUCAAUCAGAGACCGGAUCUAUUUGGUUGUGCUCUAGCUCAUGCCGGGGUCAUGGACAUGCUACGAUACCACAAGUUUACCAUCGGUCACGCAUGGGUACCCGAGUUUGGUUGUUCAGAUAAAGAAGAGGACUUCCAUCACCUAAUCAAGUACUCGCCGCUGCAUAACGUUAAGCGACCAUGGGAAGAUUCUUCGAUCAGGGCUACUCAGUAUCCGUCUACGAUGUUACUAACCGCUGAUCAUGAUGACCGUGUCGUCCCACUACACACCUUGAAGUUAUUAUCGACGAUGCAGCAUGAGCUAUGUACAAGUGUGAAGAACAGCCCACAGACUAACCCCAUCAUCGCACGAAUCAGUACCAAGGCUGGGCACGGGUGUGGGAGCUCAACACAGAAAAGGAUUGAUGAAUCGGUAGAUUGUUAUAGCUUCAUGGCACAGGCGUUGGGUGCAUCCUGGAUAGAUUGACACCAACUAAACUAAUGGUUUUUAUGUUGUAUAAUUAAGAAACGACGAUGAUAAAUAUAUCUGCUAAAAAAAGGUAUGCGUCGUCCUUCAACGCAUCCCCCUAGUAUCAGUCCCGCGACAAUCAUAUGUAAGAAAUAACGGUUAAGUUGGCGAAGAAAAAUAUGUCGAAAUGCUUAUU
Cynara cardunculus var. scolymus (artichoke) is the source of this 2371-nucleotide messenger RNA. RefSeq names its product prolyl endopeptidase-like. The record is from RefSeq and is a predicted model, not a curated record. Gene Ontology annotation, biological process: proteolysis. NCBI's taxonomy places the organism in Eukaryota, Viridiplantae, Streptophyta, Magnoliopsida, Asterales, Asteraceae. Bases 1 to 2193 code for a protein of 730 amino acids. The transcript is spliced from 12 exons. Gene Ontology annotation, cellular component: cytosol. Gene Ontology annotation, molecular function: oligopeptidase activity; serine-type endopeptidase activity.